Phacochoerus africanus (Common warthog) is the source of this 2315-nucleotide messenger RNA. It is a transcript of the gene ATOH1, whose product is annotated as atonal bHLH transcription factor 1. NCBI's taxonomy places the organism in Eukaryota, Metazoa, Chordata, Mammalia, Artiodactyla, Suidae. Bases 285 to 1349 code for a protein of 354 amino acids. Gene Ontology annotation, molecular function: protein dimerization activity. The record is from RefSeq and is a predicted model, not a curated record. The transcript has a single exon.
GGCUGAGCAGACACGCGACCGGCGCGAGGAGGGGGCUGGGAGAGGAGCGGGGGGGAGACACUGUGGCGCGUGCCGCUUUUUAAAGGGGCGCAGCGCCUUCAGCAACCGGAGAAGCUUCGUUGCACGCGACCUGGUGUGUGAUCUCCGAGUAGGUGGGGGAGGGUCAAGUAGAGAAAAAAAAAAUAAGAAGACACAGCAGUAGAGACCCAGGAAGGGUUUUUUUGUUGUUGAGCUGGUUUGCCAGUGCCUCCUCCGACUCUGCGCCUCCGAGCUUCUGCAGUGCAAUGUCCCGCCUGCUGCAUGCAGAAGAGUGGGCUGAAGUGAAGGAGUUGGGGGACCACCAUCGCCAUCCCCAGCCGCAUCACCUCCCGCAGCCGCCGCCACCACAGCCACCUGCGACCCUGCAGACGAGAGAGCAUCACGUCUACCCGGCCGAGCUGUCCCUCCUGGACAGCACCGACCCACGCGCCUGGCUGGCUCCCACUUUGCAGGGCAUCUGCACGGCACGCGCCGCGCAGUAUUUGCUUCAUUCUCCAGAGCUGGGUGCCUCUGAGGCCGCCGCUCCCCGGGACGAGGGAGACGGUCGCGGGGAGUUAGUGAGAAGGAGCGGCGGUGUCGGCGGCGGCAGCAGCAAGAGCCCGGGGCCGGUGAAAGUGCGCGAACAACUGUGCAAGCUGAAAGGCGGGGUGGUGGUAGACGAGCUGGUUUGCAGCCGCCAGCGCGCCCCUUCCAGCAAACAGGUGAACGGGGUGCAGAAGCAAAGGCGGCUGGCGGCCAACGCGAGGGAGCGACGCAGGAUGCACGGGCUGAACCACGCCUUCGACCAGCUGCGCAACGUUAUCCCGUCCUUCAACAACGACAAGAAGCUGUCCAAGUACGAGACCCUGCAGAUGGCCCAGAUCUACAUCAACGCCUUGUCCGAGCUGCUUCAAACGCCCAGCGGUGGGGACCAGCCACCUCAGCAGCCAGCGUCUUGCAAGAGCGACCACCACCACCUUCGUGCCUCCGCCCCCUACGAAGCAAGCGCGGGUACCACGACUGCAACCGGGACCCCGCCAGCCUCGGGAGGGGGCCAGCGGCCAACCCCACCCGGAAGCUGCCGGACUCGCUUUUCCGUCCCAACCUCCGCCGGAGGCUACUCGGUGCAGCUGGAAGCUCUACACUUCUCGACUUUCGAGGACAGCGCCCUGACGGCGAUGAUGGCGCAAAAGAACCUGUCACCUUCGCUGCCUGGGGGCAUCCUGCAGCCAGUGCAGGAGGAAAGUAGCAAAACUUCGCCCCGGUCCCACAGAAGCGACGGGGAGUUUUCCCCCCAUUCUCAUUACAGUGACUCGGAUGAGGCAAGUUAGGAAGGUGACAGAAACUCGGAAAACUGAGACAGAAGCAAAGUCGCCCUUUCCCAGUGCGCGGAAAGCCCCGCGGUUAAAGAUCCCCGCAACCUUUUCCCUUCUGCUAAGAGAUGGUCGUUGUUUAGCAGCGACUUGGCUUCAGAUGGCAGCUACCCUUGAUGGUUUGGAAAAGCCACCGCUAUCCAAAUUUCCUUUCGUCUGUAUUGUUUGAUGAAAGCUUGCUGUUAAAGUUGCGUUCUUUCCUCCCAACUUUUGCACCCCCUGUAGAUAGAUAACGGAUAAUUGUAUGUACUCAUACAUAGCAUCAUUAUUCUAGUUCCCUGCUGCCAAUAAGCUGCUAAAACAUGUCAUCUUCUCUGUCGCUGGUUUGUGUUUAAUUUAUUGUAUGCCCUGGGCAUCCAUCUCUGUGUGUUGCGCGCACUCACGUGUGGGAGAGUGAUUUUUCCCAAGUUGUCUCCCAAAAUGCAUAAGGAAACGCAAAUUUGAGGGAAUAACUUUUAACUAUGAAAUUGCUAGAAAACGAGGGACGCUGAGGUUUGUAUAUCGUAUAAACUUAUCCAGUAUGUACAUCGGGCCGCGAGAACCCUUAGGAAACGGCGCACGCACUUUACCAGCCGCUACUGCUGCGGCUCGGGGACAAACUCAACUGCCAAUUGCAGACCAGUUUUGGUUUUUGUUUUAUAAACACGGCCACUUAUUAUCCUUAAGCUCUUUGCAAAUGUUUGUUUAAAAAUUAAAAUAAAAAACCGCAUUUAGUAGUGUCAAACGCAUUUGGUCCACUUUAUGUUGCUUUGUUAAUGUUAGAAAACGUAUUUAUUAUUGAGUGUUUGCUACCAUUUCUACUUACCUUGAUUCAUUUUUUUUUACGUUUUCUACUUGAGAUCAUUUUAUUUUAAUUUAGCAAAGCCAACUGCCAUUGUUUUAUGUAUUCCUUUUGCAAAUGAUAAAAAUAAACGUGAAAGUAAC